Molecule: messenger RNA, 825 nt
Organism: Olea europaea var. sylvestris
Lineage: Eukaryota; Viridiplantae; Streptophyta; Magnoliopsida; Lamiales; Oleaceae
Product: fructose-bisphosphate aldolase, cytoplasmic isozyme-like
Exons: 3
Biological process (GO): fructose 1,6-bisphosphate metabolic process; glycolytic process
Cellular component (GO): cytosol
Molecular function (GO): fructose-bisphosphate aldolase activity
Source: RefSeq, a predicted model, not a curated record
UAAUAAUCACCAAAGUUGGCACAAUGCACGGGUUAUUCGAAGGAAGGGUCGAGAUAAUGCGAUGACAUAUAUUCCCCAACCGCCAUAUCCUCUGUAUAGACCCCAAACCAGUGUCAUCGUCGUUCCCAUAGUUCCAGUUUCUUGAAAAACACUGAUUUUCUGCCUAUUCUUCCCUUCAAACACAUAAUAAUCAUGUCUUGCUUCAAGGGAAAAUACGCUGAUGAACUUAUUGCCAAUGCUGCAUACAUUGGUACCCCCGGGAAGGGUAUUCUUGCUGCUGAUGAGUCUACCGGCACAAUUGGCAAGCGUCUAGCCAGCGUCAAUGUUGAGAAUGUCGAGACAAACAGGAGGGCUCUUCGUGAACUUCUAUUUACAACUCCAGGUGCCCUUCAAUACCUCAGUGGAGUUAUCCUCUUUGAGGAAACUCUCUAUCAGAAGACUGCUACAGGUAAACCCUUUGUCGAUGUCUUGAAAGAGGGUGGUGUUCUCCCCGGAAUUAAGGUUGACAAGGGUACCGUUGAGCUUGCUGGUACUAAUGGUGAGACCACCACUCAAGGUCUAGAUGGCCUUGCCCAGCGCUGCCAGCAAUAUUAUGCUGCAGGUGCCCGGUUUGCUAAAUGGAGAGCUGUGCUCAAGAUUGGUCCCAAUGAACCAUCACAGCUAGCUAUCAAUGAAAAUGCUAAUGGUCUAGCCCGUUAUGCCAUCAUCUGCCAGGAGAAUGGUCUGGUACCUAUUGUUGAGCCUGAAAUCCUCAUUGAUGGACCCCAUGACAUCAACAAAUCUGCUGAUGUAACUGAGCGCGUUCUUGCUGCCGUCUACAAGGCA